Molecule: messenger RNA, 5883 nt
Organism: Apus apus (common swift)
Lineage: Eukaryota; Metazoa; Chordata; Aves; Apodiformes; Apodidae
Gene: CCDC85C
Product: coiled-coil domain containing 85C
Exons: 6
Coding region: 711-1889 (392 amino acids)
Cellular component (GO): apical junction complex
Source: RefSeq, a predicted model, not a curated record
AGGGCCGCGCCUCCCUGCCCGGCAGGAGGUGGGACCAGCCCCGGCGCUGCCGCCCGCCUCCUAUCUCUCUCCCUCCCUCUCUCUCUCCCUCCCGAGGGCUGAGCCGUUCCGGGAAGGCGCCGGCUCCCCCACCGCUCCUCGGCAGCGCCGCACCGGUAUCGGCCGCCACCGCGCCGGGCUCGGCCCCACGUCGCCGAGGGGCUGCGGGCGAGCUGUGGCGGAGCGGAGCGGGGCAGCGGCGGCGGGUGCGGGGUCUCCCGCGGCAAGGAGCGGCGGGAGCACAAGUGGACGGAGCGCCCGGGAACGGGGGGGGCGGCCGCCGCGUAGUUGUUUUGCCCGGGGUAAGUUGGCCGAUCCCUUGGGGAGGCUUCGCUUGGAGGGGGGCAGCGCUUGGCUCCUGGCCGCCCCCAGCCCCCUUGGGGGGGACUCCUUUUUUCUCCCCUCCACCUCCCCCUUUUUUUCCUCUCCCUUCUGUGGUUUUUUUUUUUUUUAAUUAUUAUUAUUAUUUUUUAAUAAUUUUAUUAUGGGGUUUGUGGGGGAGCAGAUUUUCCAGUCCGGCGUUGCUGUUCUUCCUUGUCCAACGCUCUGUGGAGAACUAUAAUAUUUCUUCCCCGAGAUGCUGCAGUGAAUCUUAGUCCCGGGCGAACAAAAUAAUCCGAAUAACCCCAACCAUUUGUUACUGUGUGCGAGCAAACGCUUCCUAGGCAGAGAUGAUGGCAAAAAAUUCCUUAGAAGGGUCUAAAGAAGACCUGAGCAAAAUUUCGGAAGAGGAGAUGCUGAGAUGGAGCAAGGAAGACCUAGUGAAAAGACUGAGGAAAGUGGAGAAUGAAAAGAUGAACUUAAUGGUGGAACACGGCAACUUAAUGAAGGACGUGAACCGGCGGCUGCAGCUCCACCUGCACGAGAUCCGCGGGCUGAAGGAGGUGAACCAGAAGUUGCAGGACGACAACCAGGAGCUGAGGGAGCUCUGCUGCUUCUUGGACGACGACCGGCAGAAAGGCAAGAAGCUGUCGAGGGAAUGGCAGCGCUUCGGGAGACACACGGCCAGCGUGAUGUGGAAGGAGGUGGGCAUGUAUCAGCAGAAGCUGAAGGACCUGGAGGCGAGGCAGGAGACGCUCCUGCGGGAGAACGUGGAGUUGAAGGAGAUGGUGCUCAUGCUGGACGAGGAGCGGAGCGGGGCCGGCUCGCGGAGCUCCAUCGACAGCCAGGCCAGCCUGACCAACCUCAACGGCGGCUCGGCCACCAGGGACGUGGGAGACGGGAGCAGCACCUCCAGCACGGGCAGCGCGGGCAGCCCCGACCACCACCACCACCAUCUUCACCACCCCAAGGCCGGCGACAGCAAGGCCGGGGCCAUGCGAAGGUCUAUGGAUGACCUGUCCGCGCCCCUUCACCACCGGAGCAUCCCCAACGGCCUCAACGAUUCAUCUUCCAACUAUAUCAGGCAACUUGAAACUAAAGUGAAACUGCUGGAGGAUGACAACAAGCUUCUUUCCCAGCAGUCCAGCACGGGGGACCUGAGGACUCUGAGGAAAGGGUUGUCCCCAUACCACUCUGAGUCACAGCUCUCAUCACUGCCGCAGUAUCAAGACUCCCUGCAAAACGGACCAGCUCGCAUUACAUCUGAUCUUGCAUCUUCUCCUGCAGCAGGAUAUGUCCCUGUUGGUCAGAAACCAGAGGCUGUUGUGCAUGCUAUGAAGGUCCUUGAGGUCCAUGAAAAUUUGGACAGGCAAAUGCAAGACAACUAUGAAGAAGACCUGAGUGAAAAGGAGAAGGCGAUUGUUCGUGAAAUGUGCAAUGUUGUCUGGCGAAAGCUGGGUGAUGCUGCAAGCUCCAAACCUUCCAUCAGGCAACAUCUUUCAGGAAACCAGUUCAAGGGUCCCUUGUAGGAACACCAUCCAAGAGGCUGGAAGUGAUUGAUUCUGUGAAGACUAAAGAGGCAGAGCUCAGCAUUCCUGGCUGACUGUUCCUGGGGAGCUGGGGUUGAGUUUUUUUCAGGGUUUCCUUUUUUUUUUUUUUUUUUUUUUUUUAUGGCUUUUUUUUGUAACAAUAGUGUAAAUAUGGCAGCUAAAGGCCUGAUUUCCAGGCUGUGGUGCUCUGGAACUACUGUUCAAUGGGUAACCAUCCAAUAAUGCCAGACUUGCAUAAUUUGUAUUGUAGUUCAAGCCUGCUUUGUUGUAAUGGUCUGUUUGUAGAAUUAACUAACUUGAGAGAAUUUCUAAGAGGAACAAGAAGAACCCUUAACCUGUGGAGAAGUCACGGUUUGUAUCCCUCCAGUCCACUCACUUGUCAAUGAUUCAUAGCUGGGUUAGUGGCUCCAGGCAGCACCUUCCAAGGAAAGAGCAAUUUGAAUUAAUUGGCUUACAGCCUGCCAAGUUCCUGAGCUGCUAACACCUUUUUAGGAGGUCCUUAUUUUGAAGAAUGACAUGCAACUGUUUUCACAAGGCACCAUGUACGAUAAAGAGUGGAGAGCUAAAAGCACUGGUACCACUUUGUAGGUUGCACGGUGGUGCUCAUCACACAAGUGUGCAGAAAGGCCUAAGACUCUGUAUCAUCUGUUAAUGAACUGUUUUUAUGAACAAAAGAUAUAAGAUUUGUGCAGUUGUCAUGUGAAUGAAGUCACACACCAGUCUUCCCCACAAAUACAGCAAUGCUUUACCUGUAAAGCUUUUACUACAAAGUAAUUCAGCAGAACGUGCUGGCCUAACAGUGCUUAUGACUUUCACAGGAUCUUCGAGAGCAGCUCAUCUUUUACAUAAGGAAGAUUUUGGUAUUCUUUUUUUUAAAUGUUCUUGCUGGAUCCCUCACCUAUACUGAUUCCUGUGUAAGGUAACCAAGUAACAACCUUGCAGAGCUGAAUAAAAACUCCAUGAACACAGGCUGUCGGUUGAGACUACUUCCUGCCAUUCAAGCUUUAAUUUUGUUAAUGAACCAAAACAAGUGGGUUUUUCCUUCUUCUAAUGGUUGUAUAUAAAACAAUGGGACUUAUAUUUUGCUAUUGUGGAGUAGCUGCUUGUAUAGUUGUAAGAAUUUGACUCCCUUCUUUUCCAAGUUCUCACAGCAGCUGUCCCUGUAUUUCAUUAGAUGUUCUUUCCUAAUAGUCAAAGGAAGCGGGACUUGGUUAUUAAAAUACUUGGUGUAAAUUUUUUUUAAAGACAGCCAUGUGAGAAGAUCAAAGCCUCCUCUUCAAAAGUUGCAUCAAUUUUAAUGAUUAUUUCAAAGAUUUAAUGACCUCAGACACCAUCGCUUUCUUUUUAUUCUCCGUAAGAAUCAGUCACAGCUGCAGACAGCUGUAUUAGCUGAAGAGAUUCUUCCUCUUAAAUUAAUUUGUUCUACCAGUUAAGUUCUUGACUUGUGGUAUUGUAUUCACAUGGAGCACUGAUAUAAUACCCAGAAGUCCAUGCAGCAAGUUACGGAAGGUAAUUGGUGCCAUGGCAUGCAAUAAUCUGGCUGCUUGGGUAAAGAAUUUGGAGUGUAAGAGCUCAGAUCUGGAACCAGUAAAAAAGCCGAGAAGAAAUACAACCAAAAUACAUAGUAACCAGGAAGAGUAAGCACCACAUCAUUAUUCGUUGCAGAAAUAAAACUGUAGCAGUCAAGAUUACUAAGUUAUAUGAAAAAAAAAAUAUACACAAACCAGGAACCACCCUCAAAACUCACACUCUUACUUGCACACUCACCAGUAGGUUAUUUCUUACUAGUGCUCCUGCAACAAAGCCAAGCUUGCUAACUCCAAGUUCAAUAUUUACAUUCAAGGUGUCUGGAAAAAUCCAUGGUAGAGCCUGACUGCCUCAUUUAAAAUAUGGCCCCUUUGUGGAUUCCAGAUUUCCUCCUCUUUGCUUUUUGUUUUGACCUCCAGUUUCUAGUCACUACUAAUUACUUUUCUUCCUCCUGUACAAUUUAUACCUUGACAUUUUCGCACCAGAAACGGUGAUGUAAAGCAGAGGCAUCAUUCUUCCUUACUGGCUAAUGUUGAACAGAGUGUUACUUUAAUCUAUCUGCUUGAAAGUCCCUUUUAAUUUUGGUGGCAUCUAAUCACUGGAUUAAGCAGAGAAUUUAAGCAUAUUGGGAACAAGGUUAAUUUAAGUCUGUGACUUUUAACUAAAGCAAUGCAAAUGUUGCCAGCACUUGUAGCGAGUUAAUUGUGUUGAUGAUGUGCUUGCUAUUUUUGGAGUAUAUUGAACUAGCAGGUCCUCUCAACAAGAGCUGUACUAAUCAGAUUACUAGUCUCACCAGCUAUGUAAUUCUCGUUCAAGUAUUCCCUGCUAUCACAUCUCUCAGUAUGUAUCCAGUGACUUCAAGCAAAGCUUGUUUUGUUCCACCCACAGAUCUCACCUACAAGGGAAGUUAAGUGCUGCAAUUCCUGAAAAGCCACUUCACUGGGUAGCCAGUAGUUCAGCUGAACAGUUGAUACCCUUAGGGUAUAUCCUACGUCUUUCAGAUUCUAUUUGGCAGAGUAAAUCUUCAAUGUAAGAUCUGCACCACUGAUUUGGCAGAACGUGGCAGUGCUGUAUGCUGGGGUGUUCCUUUUGCAAGGUUUUUAGGGUCACUUCUCUUCAUACCUAGCGCCAUUUGAGCUAGAAAGUGUCUUCCUGAGGUAAAAUAAUGCUCAAUGACUUUACAGGAUGACUUGGGUACUGAAUUUUCAGUUGUCUAAAAAGGUGUUUUACAUGCCUAUUUAAAUUCACUUAGCUAUGAGCUAAGUCUUCAGUGAAAAUUACUUGAGGAGUUUUGUACACUAAGAGAGGAGCAUCCCUUGAAAUAGUGGUCAUUAAAUUCAAGUAUUUGGGGCAAUAGUCUUAAGUUAAUUUCCUCAAGAUGGAAGCCCUGGGUUCUGCAGUCCUCUGGCAAAGAAAGCAUCCACUGUUUACAAAUGGACUUUCCUUGCUUAAGGAAAGUGAAAUCGCAUCCUUGACUUCUGUGGGAGUGACUGAAGUGAAGAGCAUUUCCAUAGUUUCUGAAAUGCCGUGGUGUAACCAGCUCGUUGGCUCUCUGCACCUUGAUAAGACUGCUGAGCACAACCUUGUUCGAGAAUGGCACAUUUUUAUCCAAAUAGAUAUUAAAAGAAAUCAGUGUUAAAGUGACCUUUUAUCUUUUUAGAAACUGUAGAGGAAGAGUACUACUGAUCUUUUUCAAAGUGCAUGACUGUAAAGUGAUAAAAUUGUAUAUUUUUCAUAAUGUGGGGAAAGUCUAUUUGUGCUGCUUUAGAAAUCAGUUUAAAGUUUGAUUUCUGUUAAACCUGUGAUCUUACAGCCCUGCUAUAUUUUCUGUAUAUGAUUUACAAAGAACUGGAAAAGUUAGCACCUGCUGUUGUGUAUAUAGCAAAAUUCUUCAGACCUUAGCACACGUUUUUACCUAUUAUGGAACCACUCUGGCUUUUUUGGGGAGGGAAAGUAAUAGUACAGAUUUUUUUGAUAAUGUGUGUAAAACAUUCAUUUGAAAUAUUUUAGUAAAAAUGAAGUAAGAGAUGGAUUGUGAUAGUGUAUACUUCUAGUUGAAUAAAAGACAUGCUUUUUAAAUAAACUGAUAAGUAAGAUUUGGGAGAGAACUGCUGAUGUAUCUUGCAAUAAGUACCAUAGUUACGAAUUCUGAACUGGUAAGAAAACCCUGGAAACCCACUAAAUUCAGAACCAAUUUUAUUUGGGUAAAUGUGAACAAAGUAGUCCCAUUUAUAACCAGGAUGUACAUCACAGUAGGUUGUUACAUUCAGACUUUCACACUUAGAAAAUAUAUAUAUUAUGUACAGGAAUUUGCAAAUAGGUGUAAACAUACAAUACUUUAAGAUACCAGUACAUUCCAAAACAAAAAUACCAGCAAGGCAAACACCUCAAAAUGAUUCCAGUCAGCUAGCAUUCAGAAUCUCUUAAAUAAAGUAGCUCUUAUGCU